AUGAUCGAUACUUCCACAUACCCAAAUUUCGUUUAUGUAUCAACUAUUCAAACUGGAUGUGUAACAAUAGAAUUUGAUUCAUCUUAUCCGUUUCAUUUGAUCGGUAUCAUCAGUCGAGAUGAAUAUCAAAAAUCAAUUCAGCAGAUCAAUCUUAUCGGAAUGACAUUGGUUAUUCUGGGUGCUGCUUUGCAAGUUAAUAGUCGUAAUAACCAAUUUCCUCCAAUAACAGGCGCUGGAAUUACUUUGCUGUUUUGCGGAGCAACUUUUACUUUAAUCGGACUUUGUGUCAUGCAAUAUCGACGUACAAAACAGCUGCAACAAGCAAUAGCAAAAGAAUCACUGAAGUAUUUACCACGUACGCCUAUACCUUGCAGCUGGAGACUUGAAACAAAAAUGAAUUGGUGUGGCACAUCUGAUGAUGGUCAAUAUAGACGGUUAACUUAUCAUAUCAUCAUUGAUAUCGGUCGUCCAGUAACUUCUUCGAAAACUCAACAAUGUGAUGCGAACGAAACAACAGUAUUACUCGGGCACAGCAAUGAUUUACCUCCGUCGUAUCAUACAUUAACGAUGGGCAAAUAA
Messenger RNA from Adineta ricciae, 579 nucleotides. Lineage: Eukaryota; Metazoa; Rotifera; Eurotatoria; Adinetida; Adinetidae. The record is from the annotation of a GenBank genome assembly.